Molecule: messenger RNA, 816 nt
Organism: Debaryomyces tyrocola
Lineage: Eukaryota; Fungi; Ascomycota; Pichiomycetes; Serinales; Debaryomycetaceae
Source: the annotation of a GenBank genome assembly
AUGUCUACUGUUAAGGACAGUUUGGAUGUAUUGAAUCGAAAUUAUGAUAUAUGUAUAAUAGGAGAAGGGAACGUCGGAAUAUCUUCAUUUUUGUAUUCAUAUAUUUACAAAGCAUACAUUGAAGAUACUGCUUUAGAAAUUGAGGAAUUGUUCACGAAAACAGUUUGGAGAGGAUCCCGGUCUUAUGAUAUCUCGAUAUUGGGAGGAUCAGCAACUCAGGAGUACUACCUGAGCAGCAGAAAACAGCAAAUCCGAAAUACGACGGCGUUUAUAUUUGCUUAUAGCGUAGCAGAUAGACAGUCGUUUGCAGAGCUUGAGGAUUUAUUCGAAAGGACGAUGUUCGUACGAGGCGAUGUACCACCUUUCAGUAUUGUUGGUUUGAGGUCAGAUAUGGAUGCCGAGAGACAGGUAACAUAUGAGGAAGGAUACAGUUUGUGCAAGCAAUUAGGAGGGAUUCAUUUUCAAGAGUGCAGUGCCAAGGAUGAUGUUGGUAUUGCAGAGGCAUUCGAUCCAAUAAUAGAUGCUGUCUUGUCGAUUAAAUAUGAUAAAUCCAACAAGAGAAAGGGCUCAAUGACAAACAAGCGAGCUACAUCAAAGACUGCAUCAAAAGCAAAGGCCGGAGCAAUUUCGAAGGCUGCUGUGAAAUUGGGCAAAACAGCGGAUAAUGAAUCUCGGAAUGAGAAGAAAACUGAGGAAAAUGAAUCACGACAAUUAAACCAACCAUUAUCAACUAGCACAUCCCUGGUAAGUAGAAGUAAGAAUUAUAGUCUGCUUGAAUCCAAGAGUCAAAAGCAAGGUUGUUGCACUAUUAUGUGA